UAUAUCAACCAUAGUAUUUAAGUAGUUUUAUUUAUAACUUGGAGAUUGUUAUCGAUUUCUCAAUUACUAUCUACUUGAUCCCAUUCCAUAUGCACAAUUUCCACAUCCAGAAUCUCCCCGAAGACUGGUCCAUCUGAUGCCUCUAGUAACAUUUUAUCUUCGUCUUUCGUCCUCCUCUUUCUUCUUCUCCACAUCCCUCUUUCUCUCUUCCUUAAUUAACUUCUUUCGAUCCAUCACACCGACCAGCUUGACACAUCAUCCCGGAAUCUUCUGGCCUCCCGGGGUCGACUGGCCCGCCCCGCCACUUGCCCGGCUGAUUUGGCUGCUGCGAUCCAAUCGUUCAUCUUUCUUUUCUCUUCCCUUCCACUUGGUACUUGGUGUGUGGAUAGUACUUUAGUGCUCCUAACCAAGUACUGCUGCUGCUGCUGCACUGCGGCGAAUACAAUGCCCCAUCUACGAUUAUUCCAUUGUCUGGAUGGUCUCUCUCUCCCCCAUUCCCCUUUCUUAAAUUCUCCGACCCUUGCGACAAAAGAAAAAGCAGUACUUGCCUUAUAUAUUGGGGAGCAGCCGUAAUAUUGAUUGAUUUCGUGAUAUUAAGCCCCCCCGGCCGACCAGUGAACUUGCUAGUCGUUUCCACUCUUCGUCCGUCUCUUUUCAGCUGCUCUGGCUUUUCCCCUCUUUUAUUUUUUUUUCCCCAUCUCAGCGUGGAUUCAAUCUGUCCACGUCUGUCCACACCAUCUUCCAAUCGACCUCUACUGUUUUCCCUGGAUUGAUUUCCUACUAUUCCGAUAGGAGGGAUUGGGGCUUGAUUCGGGGCCUUGGGAGCAAUUCUCGCCCCUCCCCUUGUUCAGAUCGAUUCCGGGGGAUGGUUUGCGUGACUGUCUAAGGUUUACUCUGACCUGCUUCACAUCAGCAGCCCAUCUCGAUGCGUCUUCCUCAUUGGUCUCCUGCCGCCUCUCGAUUCGAUCGGACGUGAAGCUGCCAGUUCCAGGUUUGUUUGUUGCGGGC
This is a messenger RNA of Aspergillus welwitschiae, 1008 nucleotides long. RefSeq lists its product as uncharacterized. NCBI's taxonomy places the organism in Eukaryota, Fungi, Ascomycota, Eurotiomycetes, Eurotiales, Aspergillaceae. The record is from RefSeq and is a predicted model, not a curated record. The transcript has a single exon. The coding region runs from base 137 to 397 and encodes 86 amino acids.